UAGACGGGCAGUGUGUGAGGUAGGAGAGACGCAAUGAGGAGGCGGCGGCAGUCUGGGGGGAGCACAUGAAUCACCCCACCCCCUCCGUGCGAUCAGACAGGGGAGGCCGGUGCUUUGUUGCGGUGGUGGCCGAGUGUUUAUCGCCGCUUCUCCCGGGGACAGGACACGAUGGCUCAGCCGUGAAAGGGGCGCAGCCCGGGGGACUCCGUUUUCUCCCCCCGGCUGGAGGAUGCUGAGUAACAGGCUGCCCAUACAAGAGCGCACACACCUCACAGCUGGAGGCCGAACUCCAUCUUGGUGUCAUCUUCGAAAUCUUUUCACCUUCAGAAAUUUCUAAAGCCCCUACAUCUGUGGAUAAAGAUGGUGUUUGCCCAUGGAAUGGAUGUCCAGCGGCCUCGGCUCAUCCUACCUACCCUCCUCUAUCCGAUGCCAAAUAAUAGUCUGACCACCUGCCCAAUGUCAGCUGGAGAACCAUGGAUCCCAGGACUUUACAAAGACAGCACCAUGGGGCAGAGGAACAUUACUGGUCCAGUCCAACUUCUAUUUCCUGGAGAGGUAGCAACGGCUGGUUUGAUCUUUGGGAUUAUAUGGAUCCUCUCCGUGUUUGGCAACGCUUUGGUUUGUCUCGUCAUUCACCGGAGCCGUCGGACCCAGUCAACAACGAAUUACUUUGUGGUGUCUCUGGCAUGUGCAGAUUUGCUGCUUAGCCUUGGUAGCGCCCCUUUCACACUAUUACAAAUCACGUCUGGUCGAUGGGCAUUGGGCAGCGCCAUGUGUAAAUUGGCACGUUAUUUCCACUACCUGACACCAGGAGUCCAGAUCUAUGUACUUCUGUCAAUCUGCCUUGAUCGUUUCUACACCAUCUUGUAUCCUCUGAGCUUUAAGGUCUCUAGGGAAAAAGCUAAAAGGAUGAUUGUGGCUUCGUGGCUCUUCGAUGCCGCCUUUGUUUCUCCAGCGUUCUUCUUUUAUGAUGUUGUGGACGGACACUGCAACUUCUUCCCACCUCCGUCCUGGGAUGGGGCAGUGUAUGGUGUGGCCCAUCUUCUGGUGGGCUUCCUUGUGCCCUCUGCUCUCAUCCUCCUCUUUUACCAGAAAGUAGUGAAAUAUAUUUGGCGCAUUGGCACUGACAGGCUGAGUGUCAGACGCACCAUGAACAUUGUACCCAGAACCAAAGUCAAAACCAUCAAAAUGUUCUUGAUGUUAAAUACAAUAUUCCUGGUAUCAUGGUUGCCCUUCUAUGUUGUGCAGUUGUGGCAUCCGGAAGAGAGUGACCAGCGCCAGUGCUGCCUUGCCUAUCUAGCAGUUUCCUGGCUCUCCUUCGGUUCCUCGGCUGCCAAGCCAACCCUGUACUCUGUAUACAAUGCCAACUUCCGACGUGGCAUGAAGGAGACCUUUUGUAUGUCAUCCAUGAAGUGUUAUCGGAGCAAUGCUUACACUAUCACCACCAGUUCCCGCAUGGCAAAAAGGAACUACGUUGGCAUAUGUGAAAUGCCCAUCCCGGGCAAAACUGCAGUCAAGGAAUCGGUUUAUGAUUCAUUUGACCGGGAAGCUAAAGAGAAAAAACUGGCUUGGCCCAUCGAUUCCAACCCUCCGAAUACAUUUGUGUGAUUGUUCCUUUCCUGUACCAAACAAGAUACCAAUACAAUGCCCGCAGUUCUGUGCUUGACACAGAUGCCAAAACUGGAGAUCAACCACCAGAGUGGCAAUUAUUGGACUCCAGGUCUUACUGGGUUAUAUUUUUGUUUAUUUAAAAAUAAAAAUAAAAUAAAAAAGGAAAUAAUAUAAUAAUAAUAAGUAUUUUAAUUGAAGCAAUAUUUAUUUUAUCACACUUGGAAAAUUGAAAGAGAAAAACAAAAUUGACUUCUGAAAAUUCCGGAUUUUGGUUCUGUAUAUAAAAUAGAUCUGAGUAUAAAAAGUCACACACAGACCCAAGGUUUUUCCACGGCUCGGUCUGGUCUGCGUUACAGUGUUGCAUUAUAGUCUCAUUUGCUGUUGUCACGGUAACAUUGUAUCAUGUUUAUUUUUGGUGCAAUAUAUCGGAAAGGAGCCCCUUGGAAAUGAAAUGACUGUUCUUUUGUAGUAAACAACCUGCCGUCAUAAUUGUCGUGGUCAGUCUAGAUUACUGGAAAGAACCGUCGCCUGACCAGAGUAACAGCGAGGGGCACCGUCCUGUUCAGAUCUCCCUGUUCCUUGUCUUGUAAGAUCAUCACUUGUUUAGAAAAGGGCUAAAUUUCAACAAAAUAAUCCAUACCAUUAGACAGAUUUUUGCCAUAGUUUAACUCAGUUCUUUUCUUUUCUGUUUUUUUUUUUUUUUUUGUUUAGUUUUUUAUCAUUCUAUGUGUUUAUCGGAUAAUGGGAUACUGCAAGGUUAGGUGGAAGAACGUAAUUAACAUGAUUGUGAUUAUUAAAGGGCUUGUCCAGGGUUCUGCUGAUAAUGGUAUGGCUACAUGCCGACACUGGUCGCG
This is a messenger RNA of Bufo bufo (common toad), 2465 nucleotides long. RefSeq names its product G protein-coupled receptor 19 (gene GPR19). Gene Ontology annotation, biological process: G protein-coupled receptor signaling pathway. Bases 361 to 1608 code for a protein of 415 amino acids. The transcript has 2 exons. Gene Ontology annotation, cellular component: plasma membrane. The record is from RefSeq and is a predicted model, not a curated record. Lineage: Eukaryota; Metazoa; Chordata; Amphibia; Anura; Bufonidae. Gene Ontology annotation, molecular function: G protein-coupled receptor activity.